GAGGAGAAGCAGGCUCCCUGCUGAGCAGAGAGCUGGAUGUGGGGCUCUAUCCCAGGACCCUGGGAUCAUGACCUUAGCUGAAGGCAGAGGCUUUGACCUACUGAGCCUCUCAGGCGCCCCUUUUGUUUAAUUUUUAAAGAGUAUACACAAGAAUCUUUUUCCUCCUCUAAUUAAAAUCAUAGUGCAUCACUCUAAGGAAAAAUGAGCACAAAGUAGUGAUUUGUACCUGUAAGUGGAAUUAAGAAAAUUGAUGAGUAUUCAUAAGAGUAUAAAAUAAACAGUCUUUUCUUUUAAGUCAUCUAAAAACACUAUCUUUUAGAAUUGGUACAUUGGCAGGUUAGCCUCAUUUUAUAUGUCAUUAUGAUCAGUGAUACUGCUUUUGAGUAAUUAAGGAAUAUAUCGUAUGACUGUUUAAAGGCAGUGUUUUGAGUGGUUGCAUCAAUAUCAAGAAUCAUGCUGGGGCACCUGGGUAGCUCAGUGGGUUAAAGCCUCUGCCUUCAGCUCAGGUCGUGAUGCUGGGGUCCUGGGAUCGAGCUCCGCAUGGGGCUUUCUGCUCAGCAGGGAGCCUGCUUCUCCCUCUCUCUCUGCCUGCCUCUCUGCCUACUUGUGAUCUCUGUCAAAUAAAUAAAUAAAUAAAAUCUUAAAAGAAAAAAAAUAAAAUAAAAAAAAAGAAUCAUGCUAAGAUUCUACUUACCUGAAACCAGCAGAGGAAAGUUAUCAUAAUGGUGACACGCUUAUCUUGGCAUGCCCAAAUACUGAUACUUGUUGGAAGAUUUUUUACAUGAAGAGCUGUCUGCUUUAAAUUAGUAUAGCUCUAGUAAAGUCAUUUUGGAGGUGGUGUUAGUUAAUUUAAUUCUUAGAAAAAAGACAUGGGAAUAAAUAAAAGAUAAUAUUUACAUCUGUAGUCCUUUUCGCCCUAUCUCCCAAGACUUCCAUGUGGACUAUCUGUCCAUUGUACAAUAAUAAAUUGUACAUUUGUGCCUUGUAAAGAAUCCUGUUCUUCAGGACUGAGAGGGGUCUGAAAUAGAAAUUACUUGGUACUUAAGAGAAACUUUUCUUCUAGUUUCUCAAUAUAAUUGGUCUUUCCUUUUUUUAAAAAAGGAUUUUAUUUAUUUAUUUGCCAGAGAAAGAGCAUGGGGAGGGGGAGGGCAGGGAGUGAGAAUACAAGCAGGGGGAGCAUCAGGCAGAGGGAGAAGAAGGCUUCCUUCUGAGCAAGGAGCCUGAUGUGGGACUCUGUCCCAGAACCUGGGAUCAUGACCUGAGCCAAAGGCAGACACUUAACCAACUGAGCUACCCAAGGGUUUCUGAUCUUCCCAUUUUCAUGUUAUUCCAGCACAUUUGAUUGUUAAAAAGCUACUAAUGACUGCCUUCUCCAAUCUUUCUUGCCUUGGAAGGAUCUAAUUGGGCAAUGAUGAAAGUAUUAACUUGCAUCUCUGAGUACUUAGAAUCAGAGAACAAAUCCCAAAUUCUGCUUAGAAUCACACAUAGAGGAUUUUGCAAGUGCAUGGUGCCUAAGUCAAGCAAGGAGGACCUGAGACUCCUGUAACAAGAAUUGAGGGUAGGUUAUAGAAAGAGCCAAAUACUUAGUAAGCAAGGAAGACCAAAGCUAGGAAGAGUGAGCAUCUAUAGAAGAGGGUGAAUUAUGGAGGCAACUAUCCUCUGGAAAUGGCUGUUUUUUGUGUUUCUGGUAGCAUGUACAGGUAGCCUGUGUCCAUAUAUAGAAGCUGAGGUGGAAUGACUACCCUUCCUCUUCUCGCUCAGACCCCUCUUACCAAGUCUCAAGUUUAAUGAAAACCUGACCCUCAAACUUGAAUGAUGUAGAGCCAGGAAGUCCAUAUGUCAGGGUUAAGUUGGUUGGCUAUAAGAGAAUAAGGAGUCAUGAGUGCUGUGGCAAAAUGAAGAACCAAUGUAGUCUAAAGUUCUAGCUGAUUACUGCCAUUAGGAAUGGGGAUUCAUGUUGGUAGGUUUUCAGUUUUCAGGAGAAAUGGAAAUUGAGUUUUUGGUGAAAUUUCCUACAUUUUAAAUAUUUUUGUGAGUCAAGCAAAAUUGGAUUCUACCUGUAGCAUGCCAGUGUGUUUCCUUUCCUUUUAUGCAUUUCCUGUGCCUUCUUGACAGUUCCUAUUAGUGUUCUUCUGAAAUUUGUGUCUUCUAGCAAGCAAGUAUGGGAGCUGAUUGUGGUGUCAUUACAAGUCUGUUCUCUCCAUUAACGUACCCAAAUUAUAUUGGAUUGUUGUGGCAUAUCCUAGAGGCAUGUGAAGUGGAAGAUGGCCAGGAACAGUGGGGUAUUUAAUUUGGAAGACUACAGAGUAAUAGCCUCUGUUUCAUUAAAGGUUCCUGGGUGGCCGUCCUCCUGGUUUGGGUAGAUGGGUAAUAAUGUCAAAAAGACAAUCAGUAUCUCCCAUUCACAUAUUCUCUACUGAUAUUUACCACUGAUCUCUUUGUACUAUUUCUUGAUAGACCAGAUCUCUUCCAGAACAGAUAAUUUUUUUUUUAGAUAUUGUUUAGCUAACAGAAAACCUGUGGGGGAUAACAGAGACUAGAGAUGUAGCUGGAGUAGACAGCAUAAUAUUCAGCUUUCAGGGAAAAUUAUGGAUUGAUCAUAUCUAUUCCCUAUACAUAUUGAUCCCUUCUAAAAUCCUCAUAUGCAGAGUUUGGAAACCAUAAAUUAUAAGCUUUUGUUUUUUAAUUGAAAUGCUUAUUAAUUAUUUUUGUGUGGAUAAUGCAUACACAAGAUAGGAGUGAAGGAAGGAAGGAAAGAAAGGAAGGAAAGAAGGAAGAAAAAAGAAAGAAAAAUAAAGAAAAAGAAAAGAAAACCAAUAAAGAAGAAUAUAGAUUGGAAAGUUAGGUCCUGUUCACCUCAAACCCUGCUUCCUCUUUGCUUCUCUGCAGUGAAGGAAGGCCAAAGAGCUGCAUUUUGUCUUCAUGGAAAACUUAAAGCUUUGGCAGCAGAGCCCACAGCAUUGGUGUAUCACAGGAAAAGAACAAUCCAACUUGAAGCAAAAAUGAGGGUUAUUGAAAAUAAUUCCUCAAAGAUUCAAUUGCAAAUAGACAAAAUGAAACAACUUAGGGCAGAAUAUGAGGCAAAAGAAGUAAGAUAUCAUACUUUCUCCAAAGAUCCUUCAAAACCUAUUCCAGGCAUGACUCUCCAAGAAUCUGUCAAUUUAGUUGCUCUCACUAAAUACCUGAAACAUCUUGAAGAUAAAUAUGCUGAAAUUAAACAGGCUAUGUUGAAAAAAUACGUACCAAUUCAGAGGAAGGCAGAGUUAGAUGAGGAAAUGAUUAUGACAUUAAAACGGAGAGAUUUAGCUGAAAAUUUGAACAAACAACUACAGUUUCGUCAUCAGAGACUGCAGAUUAUUUCAAAUGCAUUUAUUUCCUGGAUAAAAUCUGAUAUGAGCAGCUCAUUUGAAGACUUUGUAGAGCAUAUUCAGAAAACUAAAAGUUUACCUGUAAUUAUAGGUGAUGAAGGCAUUGUUGAAGAACUGCUUGAAGACGAUCCAGGCAAGGCAAAAGGAGCUGAAAUUUUGCUUUGCUACAUUGAAAGGUUCAGUGAAUUAAUGUCGCUUGGUGAAUAUGAAAAGGCGGCUUGUUUUGCAGCAAACAGUCCUAGAAGAAUUCUUCAAAACAUUGGGACAGUGAAUAAAUUUAAGGCUGUUGGAAAGAUUAGAGGCAAGCCUUUUCCAUUACUCUUAUUUUUUGAGGCCAUCUUUAGUACAAGUCAUGCAUAUAGACGUCCUAUUAAUGCAGAACUAACCCUGGAAGGAAUCAAAUGUGGAUUAUCUGAAAAACGUUUAGAUUUAGUUAUCAAUUGGGUCACCCAGGAAAGGCUCACGUUUUCUGAAGAGUUGGGGGAUGUGAUUUGUGAUUAUGGGGAACAGGAUACUUAUAACAAAGCCAAGUGCCUGGCUUUAGCUCAGAUGAUCUACAGUGAAUGUGGCCUGCACAAGAAAGCUCUUCUUUGCAUAUGUAAACAGGGCCAGAUUCCUGGGGCCAUGGAAUACAUACAGCAAUUCAAGGACUUUACUUACGAUGACCUGAUGCAGUUAAUAAAGUUAUGUCCUCACAUCGAAUUAAUUCAGUGUCUGACUAGAGAAUGGAAUGGGAAACCACCAUCUUUAUCUUUUGGUCUUGCUAUACUUCAUCUGUUUUCUGUGGAUCUGAAAAAAGUUGGCAUUAAGCUACUUCAAGAAAUAAGUAAAGGUGGGAAAAGUAUAGUCGAACAUCUUAUGAUAAAUGAUCAAUUUUUCUCAUUAGAAAACUGGCAAGAAAUAGCAAAUAUAUGUUUACAGAAUGGCUUUGACCAGUUAUCUCAAGACAUCAUGUCCAUUCUUCGCUCUCAGGCUGGAGUAACUGAAAUUUCUGAAGAGGAUGAUACAGUCAACUUAAUGGAACAUGUUUUUUGGUAGUUCUGUGUCUUAACCAGCUGAGGGAGCUUAUAUAACAUUUUAUGUGUAUUGGUUGGGCAAACUAAUUUUGGCAUACCUAACUUAAAAAUAAAUGUAAAGUAUGAAGCUCUCAGAAAA
Messenger RNA from Mustela lutreola (European mink), 4523 nucleotides. RefSeq names its product clathrin heavy chain linker domain containing 1 (gene CLHC1). Gene Ontology annotation, molecular function: clathrin light chain binding. The record is from RefSeq and is a predicted model, not a curated record. The transcript has 11 exons. Bases 3003 to 4406 code for a protein of 467 amino acids. Gene Ontology annotation, biological process: receptor-mediated endocytosis. Gene Ontology annotation, cellular component: clathrin complex. NCBI's taxonomy places the organism in Eukaryota, Metazoa, Chordata, Mammalia, Carnivora, Mustelidae.